AUGGUCUUCGCUGCCUUGAGGUUUGUGACGCAGGAUGAUAAGCCUUUGGAUGCCGCUUAUGUGAAAGACGAAACUGCGAAAUCCAGAACCGUUGUAAUUUUAAACGCAAUGGAGCGCCAGUCGGUCGAGAACCUGCAGGCUCUCACUAUUCUCGCUUUCACUGAGAUUGGCAAUGGCGCCACACAUAGGGCCUGGUCGUUCGUAGGGUCCCUGACCAGGACGGUAGAAUACUUGCAGUUGACUGUCGAGGCAGAGGAUCGUGAGAAGCGUAAUGGUCUACUAAAGCAGGCAUUCCAACUGCAUGAUCCGACGUCCUGGGUGGAGGAAGAAGAGAGGCGACGAGUCUUCUGGAACAUCUUCAUUCUCGACAGCUCGAACACGAGUCUUACGGCGGCAGACGUUAGCCGGAGAUUGCCGAUAUGUGGCGGUCACUGGUAUCGUGAAACGCCAGCAACCACCCCGUACUUUGGGAUAUGGGAUCGAUCUGCAGCCAAUAUUAAUAAAUCUGUUACCUUCCUCCCUGCACGUUAUUGGAGCACUUCACCAAAACACGUUGAUGCUUAUGAGGCCAGCUCUACGUCACCGAGCGCUCCCCAACCUGGACCGCAUUUCGAAAUGGUAGAUAUGUCAAACGUUGGGGCUUUCGCUUAUUUUGUGGAAUCUAUGGAGUCACUCAGUCGAGUGAUCGCGUACUUUCUGAAUCAGAAGAUCAACUUCGACGAUAAACAGGAAGUUUCGAAUUGGCUUAUCCGCUUCAAAGAGCUUGACCUUCGGCUUGUUCACUGGAAACUAUUUCUACCGCAGCAGUGGAAAGACUCAGGUGUAUCUCGCAGAGCCUUUCCUGGUGUCAUGGAUCCUAACAUGACGGUUGCACAUACUAUUCAUAACGCCUCAAUGAUUCUUUUGCAUCAGCGUAUUGCGUACCCUGAGCCGGAUCUGACAAGUAUCAAGCUGCCUAGUUCUUAUAGUGCCGAGACCUGCCAGCAUGCUGCUAUCGAGACAGCCAACAUCACCCGGAAGUAUCUAGAGACUACUUCAAGAAGUUUCCCGGUGUCACCACAGCUAGCAUUUUCAGCUUUCGUUAGCGCACGACUUUUGUUAGGUGGGUUAUAA
Exophiala aquamarina CBS 119918 is the source of this 1113-nucleotide messenger RNA. RefSeq lists its product as uncharacterized. Gene Ontology annotation, cellular component: nucleus. The transcript is spliced from 4 exons. Gene Ontology annotation, biological process: DNA-templated transcription. NCBI's taxonomy places the organism in Eukaryota, Fungi, Ascomycota, Eurotiomycetes, Chaetothyriales, Herpotrichiellaceae. The record is from RefSeq and is a predicted model, not a curated record. Gene Ontology annotation, molecular function: zinc ion binding; DNA binding. The coding region runs from base 1 to 1113 and encodes 370 amino acids.